AUCAAGGCGUUCUUAGGAACGAUAGAGGUAACCGAGAAAGCGCCAAAUGACAACUGAAAAAAGUUGUAUUAGCAGUGUGGUUGUUGUUUUGUCUACCACUGAUGGAAGAAAGAAUGUAGCUGUAGGUUUCCCUUUGAAUAAUGGACCCGCCGAGGCCGCAAAAAUCGCGCAGAGGCGAGAAGGCUUCCAACCGGCCGUUUUAUGCAACUGAGGGGCCAACAAGUGCAAAUAUUGUCGCGGAUGCGAGAUCUUCCAUCCGUCCUUUGGACACCAAAAGGCCUUUUACACCAGUGGAAUCUAACAGAACCUUAUUUGGACGCAGCUCUGUAAAGCCCUACGAGGGAAGACCGCCAUCUGCAUUCAGCCUAGGUAGUUACCAGUCUGAGGGUGAAACUUCCCGUCCCCCAUCAGGAAGAAGGCUCACUCCAAUUGAAAAUGCUCCACAGAUUCCUGAAGCUGUUGUUCCUUCCCCACCCUCUGGAGUGCCUUCAGGGAAAGUCAGGAGACCUCUUAAAUCUUCCUUGUCAGGUCCUUUUGAAGAGUUAAAUGCUGAAAAACUCAAUCAGAAGCUGCAUAAUAUUGUAAUUGGGCAACAAGAUAAAGAGGCAAGAGCUGAACUUCCUCCUUGUCCACCAAAAAGUAGCUCUUUUUCUGGUACUCCUCCCAGCGUGGGUGAACCUCUUCGGCAUAGUUCAUCAGAAAUUUUACCAGCGCCACCUGCAGUUUCAAGGGAUGUUGUUGGUGCAAGGAGAGUAAGAAGUGGGCCAAAAGAGCGCAGUACCCCAGUCGUAGAUUCUAUUACCCGUGUCAAGAGUGGUCCUCUGGAGCGUGGUGAUCCAGCUGGAAUCCCGAGUGAACAAACAGCUAGCGAGACCUCUCCAACCUCAGGGAGGACGAGGAAAAAAGGCGGCGAGAGAGGUGGAAGUGGAGAUAAAAGACGGAAAAAGUCACAAGCAGAAGAAGAUAAACCCAAGGAUGAACUAGUUUCUUAUUAUGAGGAUCAUGUGAAACCAUUGCUCUCUCAAAUGGAGGAACGAUUUGCAGAGAAGAAUGUAAAGGAUCUUUGUCAAGAUUGCUUGAAACUGUGGAAUGCUUUAGAAAAGAAAGGUUUAAUGGGAAAAGCUAGUGGAAGUUUUUCUGCUCGAAGAAGAGGAGAGAUUUUACGGACGGUUUUUAAGUUUUUGGAUCUUAGUGAUCCAAGAUUACUCCUGAGACUUGGAAGAUUGAUUCUUUCGAUGAAAGUGACUGGUAAUAAUUUAACCAACAUAUGUAUGGUUAUGUACAGAGUGGCCAAAACAGAAAAGAAUGAUCAGUUAUUCCUUGAAGAGGACAUUUUAAAAUGUUUAGUAGACACAAUAGGAAGCUGUGAAAUAGGAAGUCAUCACGAUGCACUGGUAUAUACUGCUGGAGCUUUAAAACAUCUCUCAAGUAACAAUCCUACAGCUCAAAAAGAGUUGGUUUCUCUUCAGGGUAUCGAGGGUUUAGCACAGAUUCUUGAUGCAAUUAGUAAAGAUGUAUUGAUGUCCAUGAAGGGGAAUUCACAGUUCACCAGUCUCCUUGUUCAGGUAACGGGGGCACUGAGAAAUCUUGCGGAUGUUACUGGAGCCAGAGAACUGUUUGUCAGCACUGGAGUAGUUAGGAACUUGGCCAUAGUUCUGGGGCCAUAUUCAUCUGACGGUGACGUAGUUUGGAACGUUUGCCGAGCAUUGAGCAAACUUACAUUGUACACAGAAUGCUGCGGUGAACUGUUAGACAGUGACACCUGUACUUGGCUUCAGGCACUGAGCAAGAUAUUGUCAGGGUACGAAAAGAAACAGGAGUUGGUGGUCCGUGUCUGCUUCAUUUUGGGGAACUUAACAUCUAAAAGUGAAAAAGUCAGGGAAACGAUUUUCUUUGAUGAGUCUUUCAUGGCAGUCUUACUAUCUGUUAUGCAGUCAUACUUCAAUACAGAGUUGGAGGUGCUGAAAAAUGGACCCUUAUCUGAAGAGAAACAAGUGAAUGGCGAAAAGAAAGGACCUAACAAGAAUGAAGAUGUCCUUAUCAAAGCCAUCAGAGUAGUUGCCAACCUUUCAAUCAGUCCAGAAGCUGGUGCAGGUCUUGCGGCUAAUGAAGCAUUAGUUGAUCUGUUAAUCCAGAUUCUUGAUGUGAAAGAUGCAACUCACAGUGAAGAGCUUGUCCUGAACACAGUUGCCACUCUUAAUAACCUGUCAUUUUACAAUGAUGUUGAUAGUGUUGUACAACAAAGACAAGUCGAGAUUACUGAGAUGCUAAUUUCCUUGCUAAUGCCAGAGAACAUGGAUGCAAUGGUGGAAGCCUGCCGUGUCUUUGGAAACUUUUCAAGAUCCAAAGAAGUGAGAGCUUUACUGGCUGAACACAAAGUUGACGAGAUCAUGAUUGCAUUGUUGGAUGCUGGUGAGAGAGAAACUGUGUUUAUAGCAUGUGGUGUACUUAUCAACCUAAUGAUAGAUGAACACAUCAAACCAAAGUUAAAAGAAGAGGAUGGAAUUAAAAAACUGGUAGAUGUGUUGCGUGACUUUGGAAAACAUGAUUGGCAGCUGUCCAGUAUGGUCUGCCAGAUCCUGUGGAACUAUAGUGAUAAGAUAACCAGCUCUUCAGAAACCUUUGGUGAUCAAGAAACAUUAGAGUUGAUGGAUGUUCUUACACAAUACCUGGAUGAAGACAUAGCUCUUGAUCCAAGUGAAUUGGAGUCUAUGGAGUCAAGCCUUCCAGAAGUGUUAAGAGACAUGUGGGAAGGACAAUUUGUUCCUGUUGGCCAGCAUCUACUUCAACGAGUCAAGUCACACCACACAGAUCUUGUGCCAUUAGAAUCUCCCAGCUAACAAGCACACGUCUGUGUCAUUCUCAUGAGAGAAGAACAUACAUAUACAAGGCACAUUUCAGAGCUGAUUUGGCUAUGCAGUCGAGUGAGGAAUGCAGAUCUUACAAGGAAUCAACACUUAUUCAAUAUAUUUAUUCAUAUCGCUUUUAACAUUGAUAACCUUGAAAUGCACCCUGCAAGUCACUCAGAUUUUAGCUUCAUACAAAGCAGCAAGAAAAAGCUGUUUUAACCCAUGGGGCAAUGUUUAAUAAGCAAGGACUUCAAAGCCCUCUAAUCAUAAUCUCUGUACGUAUUGUUAAAAAAAUUCUAUUGCCUCUCACCCAUGUACCCCUAUUGCACAUUCCCUGGCAGAAGGGCUGUUUCCAACACAGUAUUUUGUUGACAUAAUUUUGGUUGAAGAAAUAUAUUUUGACAAGCUUACCAUAGUAGUUACAUUGUACAAGUGAAUAGAUCCACUUGUAUCUUCACCAUCUACAGGUAUAUUGCAAACUCACAACAUGACCAGCUCCCAGUUGGCUUGAUAACUCAUUUGGUAGAGCAUUGCUCCGGUAUUGCAGAGGUCACGGGUUUGAAUUCCGUUCAAGCCUGAACAUUUCUCAGGCUUUUGAUUUCACAACUACGUAAGUUAUGUAUAUAACUGUGGCAAUGAUCAGUCAUGUCUUCUUAUAGUACAUUGUAUGGGUAUCCCAUUAAUGCUUUUUUUUUUCUGGCGUUCCUUACCAUAAAUAUUAUCAGGCAACCCUACAUUGUGCAGCAAGGUGCUAUUGUAACAUAAUCAUAUACUGUUCAUUCUCGGCUUAUGUAGAUUUUCCUUUCAAAGGCAUUGAACAAUAUUUGUACAUAUUUUUUGUGUACAAGGUGCUAUGUGUAAAACUAUUAAUAAAUUCUUGUGUCAGUGGUUGAUCUAGGGAGCGGCUAUCAACAAAUGGUCCAAAAAGGGCUCUUUUCAAUUCGGAACCCCACUUUUUUGGGACCCACCACUGAUGAGGGCUUAGUAAUGGUCCAUUUUAAUCAGUAAGAGAUAAAUGUAUGUAGAAAUGUCUGUUGUGCCUUGGAUCAGCCACCUUGCAUUUCUUAAAGUAAGUUAUAAUCACUUCUAUAUUCUGUAAAAAGAUACUGAUAUUUUUUGUCACUGGUUUUCCACUAGACAGCUUGUAAAUAGAAUGAGGGUGUAUGGAAAGCACAAGAAAAAGUUCUAACCAGUGUGUUUUUAUGUAAACUAGAAAAACAUUUUAUUUAUUAUCUUGAGAAGAGUGUGAAAAGCAAAGAAUUUUGAAUAAAUAUUAAAGAGACCCUGACUGGCUAUCA
Molecule: messenger RNA, 4147 nt
Organism: Orbicella faveolata
Lineage: Eukaryota; Metazoa; Cnidaria; Anthozoa; Scleractinia; Merulinidae
Product: armadillo repeat-containing protein 2-like
Biological process (GO): cilium organization
Molecular function (GO): protein binding
Source: RefSeq, a predicted model, not a curated record